Messenger RNA from Striga asiatica, 2896 nucleotides. Lineage: Eukaryota; Viridiplantae; Streptophyta; Magnoliopsida; Lamiales; Orobanchaceae. The record is from the annotation of a GenBank genome assembly.
GCCAGGGUCCAAAAUUCCACAAAAUUCCACAAAUAUUUCAAAAACUCCAAAACCACUUUCCGAUAACCAAACCUUCAGAGUCACACACUCCCCUCUCCCUCUCUCUCAUCCCACCUGCUUUACACUUGAUAAUGGCGGAACCUGAGCCUACCAAACAACAAUCUGACGGCGGCGUGCCGCUGGCGGGAACGGAGGGGAGGCAAUGGAAGCUCUACGAGGCGUACGACGAGCUGCACGGCCUGGCGCAGGAAUUCUCGACGCCGUUCGACGCGCCGGCGGUGCUGGUGGUCGGCCACCAGACCGACGGGAAGAGCGCCCUCGUGGAGGCGCUGAUGGGCUUCCAGUUCAACCACGUUGGCGGCGGCACCAAGACCCGCCGCCCGAUUACCCUUCACAUGAAGUUCAACCCCGAGUGUGACGCCCCUCUAUGCCACCUGCUGUCGGAGUCCGACCCGUCGGUCCCACAGGAAAAGUCACUCCAGGAAAUCCAGGCUUAUAUUGAAUCUGAAAAUAUGAGGCUGGAGAGAGAAUCUUGUCAAUUUUCGUCAAAAGAAAUAAUAAUCAGAAUUGAGUACAAGCACUGUCCUAACCUCACCAUAAUUGACACACCUGGACUUGUUGCCCCUGCUCCAGCUAGAAAAAACCGUGCCCUGCAGAUGCAAGCUCGUGCUGUGGAGUCAUUAGUGCGGGCUAAAAUGCAGCAUAAGGAAUUCAUCAUAUUAUGCCUUGAAGAUUGCAGUGACUGGAGUAACGCCACAACUAGGAGGGUAGUGAUGCAAAUUGAUCCUGAACUUUCGAGGACCAUAAUCGUCUCAACAAAGCUAGAUACAAAGAUUCCUCAGUUUGCACGAGCUUCAGAUGUAGAGGUUUUUCUGUCACCGCCUUCAAGCACACUUGAUGGAUUUAUGUUAGGUGAUUCACCUUUUUUCACUUCUGUCCCUUCUGGAAGAGUUGGAUCUGAACAUGAAUCAGUGUACAGAUCUAAUGACGAGUUCAAACAGGCUGUAGCAUUACGAGAGAUGGAAGAUAUAGCAGCUCUAGAAGAGAAGUUAGGUAGAUCACUUUCACAACAGGAGAGGAGCCGAAUAGGUGUCAGCAGGCUUAAGAUAUUCCUGGAAGAGUUGUUGCGGAAAAGGUAUAUGGACAGUGUACCAAUGAUCAUUCCGCUUCUUGAAAAAGAGUAUCGUACAACAACAAGGAAGUUGAAUGAAAUAAAUCUGGAACUCAGCACUUUAGAUGAAGCAAAGAUGAAAGAGAAAGGAAGAGUUUUCAAUGAUCUGUUCUUGACCAAGUUAUCCCUUCUGUUGAAAGGGACUGUUGUGGCACCUCCAGAAAAAUUCGGGGAAACACUGCAAGAUGAGAGGGUUAAUGGCGGUACAUUUAUUGGUACUGAUGGUCUUCAAUUUCCACAGAAGUUAAUACCUAAUGCAGGCAUGCGCCUUUAUGGAGGUGCUCAGUAUCAUCGUGCAAUGGCUGAGUUCCGUUUUGUUGUCGGGGGAAUCAAAUGCCCUCCCAUUACACGUGAAGAAAUUGUAAAUGCGUGUGGAGUUGAGGACAUCCAUGAUGGAACAAACUACUCCAGGACUUCAUGUGUAAUUGCUGUUGCAAAGGCUCGUGACACUUUUGAGCCUUUUCUACAUCAGUUGGGUGCCAGACUGCUUCAUAUUCUAAAGAGACUGCUCCCAAUCUCUGUUUACCUUCUCCAGAAAGAUGGUGAAUAUCUUAGUGGCCAUGACGUUUUUCUGAAGCGCGUCACCUCUGCCUUUAACAACUUUGCUGAAUCAACUGAACGGUCAUGCCGUGAAAAGUGUAUGGAGGAUUUAGUGAGCACUACUCGCUAUGUUUCGUGGUCUCUUCACAAUAAGAACAGAGCUGGAUUACGCCAGUUCUUGGAUUCAUUUGCUGGGUCAGAACACUCUACAGUUGGAUUUAACUCGUCCAGUCUUUCUCCAGAGUUGUCGUCAGGUCUUGCAGGCAACGAGAAGCAAGAGGUUAAGUCAAGGGUAGAAGUAAAACUCAAUAACUUAUCUUCAGGUAAUGAAUCAACUGGCAGUACUUCAACAACCGAGACAAGGCUAGCCGAUCUUUUGGAUAGCACAUUGUGGAAUAGGAGGCUGGCACCUUCCUCUGAAAGGAUCGUUUAUGCUCUGGUUCAACAAAUAUUUCAUGGGAUUCGAGAGUUUCAUAAGAUAGUCCACCAUUGCAGUGUCGACGUGCUUAGAAUGCCUGCAGGCGUGCUAUUUGAUGGGAAAACAUUUGAUUUCAACUGUUUUCUGCUUAUGCCUGUUGUUGACAAGUUGCCUGCACUUCUCCGUGAAGAUUUGGACUCUGCAUUUGAAGAUGUAGAUAAUGUGUUUGAUAUCACUACCAUGCGACAUUCACUUGGACAGAGAAAGCGUGAAACAGAAAUUGAGCUCAAACGGGUAGAAAAGCUUAAGGAGAAGUUCAGACAAAUUCAUGUACAACUUUGUUUAAGUCAAUCCAUGAUGAGGCCAUGAUGAUUGUUUAUGCUUUGUACUAUUUCGACUGGUCGAGAUUCGAUUUUCCUUGGUAACGUCACGCUCAUGAGACAAGGCUUUUACCUAUAUUUGGAAGAGGUCGUCAAGCCAUCCCAAAAUAAAAAGAAAUAUUUAUGAUACGAUGCCUUAUGCGAGAACCGAUCCCUAAAAUUUUUCCCUUAUUGUUUUUGCUGUUGUGUUUUGUUCAAUCGACUCACACAUUGACUUCAUUUUACACGAAUGAUGUACUGAUGUAUAAUAAAAUGCUAAAUGUUAUGAUGAAUUAUCAGUUAUCACUUAUGUUUGGUAGGCCUGGUUGGCUCAUUUUGUCUUUGCUUGCUGAUUUUUCUAUUUCACCAAAAUCUGUACGAAGAUUUAGAUAUUCUCCAAUUUUAUUU